Colletotrichum destructivum is the source of this 4839-nucleotide messenger RNA. RefSeq lists its product as uncharacterized. Gene Ontology annotation, biological process: regulation of DNA-templated transcription; DNA-templated transcription. The transcript has 4 exons. Gene Ontology annotation, molecular function: DNA-binding transcription factor activity, RNA polymerase II-specific; DNA binding; zinc ion binding. Lineage: Eukaryota; Fungi; Ascomycota; Sordariomycetes; Glomerellales; Glomerellaceae. The record is from RefSeq and is a predicted model, not a curated record. Bases 1113 to 3986 code for a protein of 957 amino acids.
GGGGACCCCCUGUUCCCCUCAUUACAACCCUGCCCCCGUUUUCGCAUCUUAUUAUGUACAAGCGGCCCAUAUAAGUUACAACAGCUAAGGCCGAGGAACCACAAAGCCACCAUUUCGCUUCUUCCCCCCCUUCGAGAACCUGACGCGCCGUGGCUAGCCUGUCUGCGUACCGUCUCUUUCUCGCUCUCUGUACGGAUACACUCUCUGUACCUACAUGCGUUGCCGGAGCUGCCUCGGUUUUGCCUCGUCGAAUCAUUCGCGCAUAUCCGUACCUACUUCCGCUCCCUUCAUCGCUUGUCACCUGUCACCACCUCGUCUUCCUCCAUCUCUCGCCUUUUGCCUCGUCGUAUGUCGGACUCAACAAUCUAAAUGCUAUAGUACAUACGACCCAACGACACACGGAUCAACUGAGUUCUCCAGUCGACGGCCAAUUUGAGCAUCAACACCCUCCUGCGGGGAGCUCUAUUGUACAUGCACGCCAAGCGUCUGGUUUCGGACGGCUUUUCUUCAGACGGAAUAGAAAUCUUGUGGGAGAAAGGGAUUCGAACGAGAGACUCAGCUCAACACCAGCAGUGGCCACAGCGAGUGCCCAUCUCAGGAUCUGCACCAUUGAUCGGACUGGGGAAUCGGCAACUGUCCUCAAGCUCCCGAGUCGUCUUGAGGUUAGGACUGGACAUCCAUCGAUCCAUAAAAGAGCAGAGUGCUUUUGGCCUCUCCCCGCAUAGCUCAAGGCUCAAGAGGGAGGACGAUAGUAAACGGUUUACACGCCCGGAAGCUUCUUUGCCACAGGAGCGAGCAGCAAAGAACCUCGAAUGACGCGAGAGAGACUCGAUAGCCAAGGAAAACCAUCGCAUUAACGUAGACGUCGUACCGAACCCGGGUCACGGAAGAGAAGUCCCAGACACAUUGUCUAUUGACGGUUCCCGGUAUAGGGAACCAGCACUGUCGCCGUCCAGUGUCUUCUCAACCAUCCGACGAACUGCGGAACCCACAACGCUCCAUCUUACAUGAACGAAAGCAACUGAGUAGUCACUCGCCGUUCGAGCAAUAUCUCCACCAUUGAGCCGCUACGCCACCGUCAACGGGCUUGGUCCCAGUACGAGAAAGACACCAUGUUGUCUAAUCCACUCCAUCGGUUCUCGCCAUAUCACGGCAUGCAGUCGAGCACCCUCUUCUCCAACGCCCAGGUCUCAAACGGUCUUCCAAAUACGAACGGACUAGACCCGCUGGCGCCGAACUCGCAUUAUGCGUUGCAACAACUUCAACAACAUGUAGGAGUGCACCACAACAACAACCCUCACUUGGCCCGGGGAGCCCCUCAGUCGAAGCACCGUCAACACCCAUACGGUCCUGCGGCAGCUCGAUCAUCCAGCACUUCUGGGCCCGUCAGGAGAAGGAUCAGUCGAGCGUGCGAUCAAUGCAACCAGCUACGCACAAAAUGCGACGGGCAGCACCCUUGCGCCCACUGCGUAGAAUUCGGGCUAGGCUGCGAGUAUAUCCGCGAAAGAAAGAAGCGAGGCAAAGCGUCUCGGAAGGACCUUGCGGCGCAAGCUGCUGCUCAAGCCUCGGCGGGAGGGACGGGUCCUGGUCAAAAGUCACCCUCCGACGACAACGGCCACCCGUCAGAGCAAUCCGAGCCUGUCGAUGGCAAAGCCGGACAGCCGCUGGGCAGCGACCCGCAGCAGACCCGCAGCGGAAAGACUAUGGACGACAUGAGUGACGAUACUAUGCAGCACAGCCAGAGGACAGGCUCGCUCGAUAGCCUAGGAGACUUGACGGGUCAUCCCGCUCACUUGUCAGCUCACCACGGGAUGGAUCGAGACCACCUGGAGAGUCCGACAACGCUGGAUCUCAAUGGUUACGGCGGCGUCCACGGCGCAUACGACAGACAAGGUCUGAGCACGCACAUGAUGGCAGGAUCAGCGCAUGCGGCAUACGGUCCCAACCCGGGCGGCAUGUCGGCAUACCCCGAUAUGCCAUAUGCGAUGCAGACGCAGAGCCCGACAGCUUAUGCCAACGGCGCGCCAUUCCGAAUCGCCGCCAGUCCCAUCAGCGCAUAUCCCUUGGGAGGCGAACCGACAUCUCCCGAAUGGAUAUCCAUGUCGUCUCCGCCGGCACACUACCAGUCUCACAUGCCUCCGAGCAGCUACGGCCAUGCGGCCGCCCAACAGCUCCGGUAUCCCGUGUUGCACCCUCUGCUCCCCCACCUGGGGAAUCUCCUCCCGAUCUCCCUGGCCUGCGACCUCAUUGACCUCUACUUUGCGUCAUCCUCGUCGGCGCAGAUGCACCCGAUGUCGCCGUACGUCUUGGGAUUCGUCUUCCGCAAGAGAUCUUUCCUCCACCCAACCAAACCGAGACAAUGCCAGCCUGCUCUCCUAGCCAGCAUUCUCUGGGUAGCGGCGCAGACCAGCGAUGCCCCCUUUCUGACCAGCGUACCGUCGGCCCGCGGGAAGAUCUGCCAGAGGCUGCUGGAGCUGACCGUCAGCCUGCUCAAGCCGCUUAUCCACACACCAUCCGGCGACACAUCUCCAGUAACCAGCCCCGCCAUUGAUGGUGUGGCGCUCGGCGGGCUGGGGGUCGCACUUCCUGGAUCCAUCAGCAUGGACGCGUUGACGGGCGAGUCCGGCCCGUUCGGCGCUGCCGGGACCCUGGACGACGUCAUCACCUACAUCCACCUCGCCACGGUGGUCUCCGCCAGCGAGUACAAGGGCGCAAGCCUUCGAUGGUGGAACGCGGCCUGGUCGCUGGCUCGCGAGCUCAAGCUCGGCCGCGAACUGCCGCCGUUGCCCCUUUCCAUGAACCAGCCCAACGGCCACGAGGUGGACGGCGAUGCGGACGGCGAAACGGAACUGGGCGGCAACGGCCACCCGGGUGUCAUCACGGAGGAAGAGCGCGAGGAGCGUCGUCGGAUAUGGUGGCUCACAUACAUCGUCGACCGGCAUCUGGCCCUUUGCUACAACCGGCCCUUGUUCCUGCUCGACCUCGAAUGCGCCGGUCUGUUGCAGCCGAUGGACGACACAGCGUGGCAGAACGGGGAGUUCCGCCCGACCCAAGCCACGACCGAUCCGAGUCUCGGAGACGCCGACAGCAGCCAGCCGAGCCGUGUGCGUGGGCCGCACUUCGAGUGUACGGGGCACAGCAUAUUCGGCUACUUCCUGCCCCUGAUGACCAUUCUCGGCGAGAUUGUCGAUCUUCACCACGCCCGGAACCACCCCCGGUUCGGCGUCGGCUUCCGCUCCGCCCGCGAGUGGGACGACCAGGCCGGCGAGAUCACGCGGCACCUCGAGGCGUACGAGAAGAGCCUCGGGCGGUUCGAACAGCAGCACCUCACGCGGAUCAACAUGGGCGUGGACGAAAAGGGCGACGCGGCCAACCCGGAGGGCGCGGAGCACGGCCCGAUCGCGGACAUCGGCACGCCGUCGGUGCACUCGGUGCACACCAGCGCGUCGUCGAACCGCAUGACGGAGAGCGACAUCCAGACCAAGAUCGUCAUGGCGUACGGCACGCAUGUUAUGCACGUCCUGCACAUCCUGCUGGCCGGCAAGUGGGACCCCAUCAACCUCAUCGACGACAACGACCUGUGGAUCUCAUCCCAGGGCUUCAUCACCGCCACGGGCCACGCCGUGUCGGCCGCCGAGGCCAUCAACAACAUCCUCGAGUUCGACCCGGGCCUCGAGUUCAUGCCCUUCUUCUUCGGCAUCUACCUGCUGCAAGGGUCCUUCCUCCUGCUGCUCAUCGCCGACAAGCUCCAGCUGGAGGCGUCACCGAGCGUCGUCAAGGCGUGCGAGACCAUUGUGCGGGCCCACGAGGCCUGCGUUGUGACGCUCAACACGGAGUACCAGCGCAACUUCAGUAAGGUGAUGCGGAGCGCCCUGGCGCAGGUCCGCGGCCGGGUGCCGGAGGACCUCCACGAGCAGCACCAACGCCGGCGGGAGCUGCUCGCUCUGUACCGCUGGACCGGCGACGGCACCGGACUGGCCCUCUGAGCCAAGGCAGACGGGCUAUACGGUCGGAAUUUCAUCCUCUUCCCAAAGUGGAGCGCCCGCUCGGCCGCUCCCCUCCACCCACCUCAUUGGGUGGUUCUGACGCAAGCCCGACGGUGCAGGAAGGAAUCCGGCCAAAGCGAAAAGAAGUAAGGGACGAGGAAUACGGUAACAGGGACAAAAAGGCGAAGCGUGGGGAAAAAAAAGGGGGGGGUAGGGACACAAAGAAUGGGAAAUAAUGUAGGAAAUACGGGUUAAUCAUCAGGUUGGCGGGUCAAGCGGGCUUCACAAACGUAACAUCUCACCCAACAUGAGAAGAAAAGGGGGGGGUGAGGGGGGUUUAAAGAGCGAAGGGAAAGAUCAUGAGGAGGAAGAGGAAACAGGGGCGCAGUGUUUUUUUCUUUCUUUCUCCUUUGAGGCUUACAAGAAACGACAUCAUGGCUUGUGGGUUUCAUUAUACCUUGGGGGGUUGGGGGAAGGACUGAUGUUCUUGGUUUCGAUGUGUUUGAUUUCGUGCCACUUUGGGACUGAGCUCUUGGUGUUGGACGGGACGGACGGAUGAGAUGGGCUUAGUGGACGGAACGACCGAAUGAUGGGGACGGAAAGGUUUGAAACUCAUAUGUACAUAGGCAGCGGCGCUUGGUGGAUGAGCCGAAUGAGAGAUGUCGUGUCCUGUCGAGUUGACUAUCCCUCCCUUCCUGCUCCCUCUCUCCGACCCCCCUUGGAGUUUUCCCAACUCAGCUUCUAAUCCAUGCGAACGAUGACAAAUCAAGCAAAGUAGGCAAGCUAAAAGAUGCUCAAAUAGGGAUGUCUCUUUUUCGUCCUCUCCCUGCUCGCUAGAUAACCGCCCAAUAAC